Molecule: messenger RNA, 2628 nt
Organism: Larimichthys crocea (large yellow croaker)
Lineage: Eukaryota; Metazoa; Chordata; Actinopteri; Sciaenidae
Gene: tmem209
Product: transmembrane protein 209
Exons: 15
Coding region: 129-1805 (558 amino acids)
Cellular component (GO): membrane
Source: RefSeq, a predicted model, not a curated record
AAAAAUUCCUAAAUGUGCACUACAGCCUGUCACCGGAAGUACGCCAGCUAACUUCCGGAUAUAAUACAAAACAUGCAGCGCCGCGGUUAUCAUUCACUUUAGCGUGCCUGAACAGUUUUGAUCAAACCAUGUUGACCCCGCCGAAAGAGGGGAUGCCCAGCAUGAUCGACAGGGCGCUGAGGAUGAGGAGGGAGGAGCAGGCUCGUCAGGUGGUCCUGGCCUGGGCUGUGCUCAACGUGUCUUUAGCUGGCAUGAUUUACACUGAGAUGUCAGGGAAGCUGCUGAGCCGAUACUACAACAUCACCUACUGGCCUAUCUGGUACAUCGAACUGGUGCUAGCCUCUCUAUUUAGCCUCAAUGCUCUUUUUGACUUCUGGAAGUAUUUCAAAUACACGAUGGCUCCCUCUACCAUUGCUGUAUCCCCUGGGCAGCAUCAACUCCUGGGUCUGAGAAACACAACUAUUCAGGCUUCUCCGCCUCAAAAGCCAGAAAAAAAGGAGACCCCAGCUCCAGCCCAGUCGUCUCCACUGCAGGGCCAAAGCGUGCUGAGCUUCAGCCCCUCGCGGCCGGCCACCACCAGCCCAAAGUUCUCCCCCAGCUGUGUACCCGGGUACAGCCCUUCUCUGAGCAACCCGUCUACCCCAAACAGUGCAGGAGGGCCCUUUUCACCCUCUGUGGCCUUUGGAAAAGUUCUGAACUACAGUCCCUCUCCUGGCUCCUCUCCCUACCCCAGCAGCAUCGGACCAGUAGAAGGCUCCAGUUUGAGAGCCCGGUAUCGCACGUCGCCGUCGGUGUUUAACUCCCCUGGAAGCAAGGAGGACUACAUGGAGGAUCUGAAAAGCCUGGAGAGGUUCCUCCACACAGAGGAGGAGAAGAGUCACCGCAGCCAGCUAGGGAGUCCAGAGGCCGUGUCUCCAAACCACAGCCCAACAUUUUGGAACUACAACCGCUCGGUGGGAGAUUACGCCCAGAGCCUGAGGAAGUUCCUGUAUCAGCCGGCCUGUCGCUCUCAGGCUCCAUCUGCCCACAAGGAUGAGACGGACCUGGGCUCCAAGCAGGCUGCAGAGGAGGUGUGGGCCAGAAUCACAACCAGCCGCCCCGUAGUGGACCGCAUUGAUAGCUGGACGGCCAAACUUAGAAAUUGGAUCAGUGACACCAUCUUGGUCCCCCUGGUCAAGGAAAUAGACUCGGUCAACAGCCAGCUCAGGAGGAUGGGCUGCCCUGAGCUCCAGAUAGGAGAGGCCAGCAUAAGCAGCUUGAAACAGGCAGCAGUGAUGAAAGCCUCGUCCAUCCCCACUAUGAACUCUAUUGUUCAGUAUCUGGACAUCACUCCCAACCAGGAGUAUCUAGUGGAGCGCGUGAAGGAGCUGGCCCACAGCGGCUGCAUGAGCUCUUUUCGCUGGAAUAGUGGCGGCGAUCUGAGGAACAGGAAAUGGGACACAGACCUCCCUACUGACUGUGCUAUCCUCAUGCACGUGUUUUGUACAUACUUGGACUCCAGACUUCCCCCACACCCGAAGUACCCGGACGGGAAGACGUUCACUUCACAGCACUUCAGCCACACCCCAGACAAACCUGAUGUUACCAAGGAGAACCUCUUCGGUGUCCACCAAAGCAGCACCACUCCCCCCCACUACCAGCUCAUCUACCAGGGACAUAUCUACAGUCUGCCCAAGGGCAGGAACAACCUGUUCCACACUAUACUCAUGUUCCUCUAUGUCAUUAAGACUAAGGAGUCAGGGAUGCUGGGGAGAGUAAAUCUUGGCCUCUCCGGCGUGAACAUCUUGUGGAUAUUCGAGGACUGAUGCGUCGUCUUUCACAUGCAACAAAAAGCUGCAAAUGGAUUUCUUCCACCCACAAUGCUUUGUGGCUACACUGGUUGGAAUAUCGCCUCAACUUUAAGGACUGCUCUUUCAGAAAAGAAGCGCUUCACGUUGAAAGAGAAUAAAUGCGCAUUUAUGGACAUUUUCUCAGCGUUGGCACACAAAUGGGCAACAUUCUGUACAUUUUCAGUAUGUGACACCACAGUGUGCUUAUGAUGAAAUGCAGAGUUGUAUUUUUUAACAUGGUUUGGUUUUUGUAUUUUGAGAAUGUACCAGCAUGGCAGCCUUGUAAAUAAUAUACCUCAGAUUUAUCUGGUGGAUGGCUCCGACCCAUUCAGCACGAAUGCAAAUAUAGUAUGUGUGGACUUUUGUUUCUUUUUUUAUUGGUAUGCUGUUUUUUUUUGUUCUUGUAGUUUGAUGGAUGGCUGCUGCAGUAGAGAUGCUCCUGACAUGCUUGAAGUCAACCACAGAAAUUGGACUUGUGAAAAUACAAGCAAUAAAUAACAAAUUCAAAAUUGAAGUAUGAUGAAGUUACGAAGCUUCCCAUUGUUUUAGGCUGUAAGGUGACACGACUAUGUAUGCUGUUUUGAGAUAUGAUGGAGAACAAUUGCAAAACCUUUUUGAAUGAUAAAUGUCUUUUUUUCUGAAUAUAUUGUAUUUUACAAAAGACAUCUGAAUGCAGUUUGUCCUGACUUCCUGUGUCAGCCAAUUCAAACUUUCUACGUUUGCUCGUUUUCAAGAAUGUCAUUUUACAAAUGUCAGAAAUCAAAAAUAAAAUUGAGAUAUAAAAAUAGAAAGCUUAAAC